UCCCCAACACGGCCACUGUGGACCAAAGAGCGGAAAGAUGCGGACUCUCUACGUGUUGCUGGUGUUGGUAGUCGUCAGUGUACUAGUUGUGGAUGCUAAAAGAAGGAAAACGGGCAAGCAUUCCGAUGGUAGAUUACGGAAGAUGUGGCGAACUUGCGUUAGUCUCAAAGCGAAAGCCAAUAGUACAACCACACUGACCAAGAAGGAAGAACAUACGUUAAGCAGCAAAAUAUGCCGGAAAGUGUUAAAGAAAUGGAAAAUCAGAAAACAUAAAAUGACGGCAUGCAAGGCAAUCAGGGCUAAACCGAAAACAACACGAACGGAGGAAGAGGACAAGAUGGCGGAGAGCGUGCUUUGCAAAAAAUUCGCCAAACACGGAAAGAAGACGCACUCGAGCGGUAAAAGAAAGCAUGGCAAAGGAGAAAAAAAAGGACACGUGACGAAAAUGUUGAAACCAUGUCUGGCCCUUAAAGCCAAAAAUGACAACGAAACAGUUACUUUGACCAAAAAGGAGUCUAAGACAUUGAACAGCAAAGUUUGCAAGAGGAUUUUUACAUGGUUAGCUAAAGCGGCUAAAUGCAAAGCAAUAAUCGAUAAGGCCAAGGAGAAUUUGACCAAAGAAGACAAAACCUUGAGCAAGAAGACGUGGUGCAAACGCAAGUUGGAAAUGAUAAGAGAGAAAAGGGCCAAGGGACGGCAUCAUAAGAAGAAUGACCGUUCUGUUGCCAGUGGAGGCAAGGUUGAAAACGUCAACAAGGUCAAAAACCCGAAAAGGUCAAACAGUCGUCAUGGAGCAAAAAAAGGCCGGCGAACUUCUUCAUAUUGGUCCAGGAGGCGUCAAGGUAUUGCGAAAUGUAGAGAAAUUUUAAGGGCCAAAGGGAAAGGCCGCAAGACGAAGAUUAAAGCACAUCAAGAGUGCGUCCGUAAGGUGAUGAGAAAAAUUAACCUCGAGGAUAAUAAUCGAUGCCAGCCAAUCACCAAAGUCUACAACAGCUCGUCUCCAAUCAAAUAUGAGGGCUAUGCUGCUGGCAGUGUCAAACCAACCAACGAUAGCGAGGGUUGUAGCGCCAAGUGUGAACGCAGGAGCAUCCACGGUUGCCGAUCCGCUGUUUUCAUCGAAGGGGCCAACAUGUGUGUUCUUCUUACGAAGUUGCCGACAACCGCGUUGAACCGAGUUCCAUCCAACACAACCGGAUUGUUACGGCCUUGUGAGGCGUGUACAACUUCCAUUCGAUUCUGUAAUGGGACUGCCCCAGCCCAACCACGGCGAAAGCAGAUGAAAUUGAACAGCAAAAGGGGAAAAAGGCGCUCCAACCGGCUUAACCUGAGAAAGAAGCACCGCCGGGGACGAAAGGGGCAGAAGCGUACCGACGAUGGUAAAACGAAGAAGAGGCUGUAA
Molecule: messenger RNA, 1399 nt
Organism: Lineus longissimus
Lineage: Eukaryota; Metazoa; Nemertea; Pilidiophora; Heteronemertea; Lineidae
Exons: 18
Coding region: 38-1399 (453 amino acids)
Source: RefSeq, a predicted model, not a curated record